Scleropages formosus (Asian bonytongue) is the source of this 614-nucleotide messenger RNA. RefSeq names its product crystallin, beta A2b (gene cryba2b). The transcript is spliced from 4 exons. Bases 3 to 599 code for a protein of 198 amino acids. The record is from RefSeq and is a predicted model, not a curated record. Gene Ontology annotation, molecular function: structural constituent of eye lens. Lineage: Eukaryota; Metazoa; Chordata; Actinopteri; Osteoglossiformes; Osteoglossidae. Gene Ontology annotation, biological process: lens development in camera-type eye; visual perception.
CCAUGACCACUCAGCAGAUGCAGAUGGAGCAGAUGGGGCAGUUCAGGAUAACUGUCUGGGAGGAGGAGAACUUCCAGGGCAAGCGCUGCGAGUUCAUGCAGGAGUGCCGGAACAUCAUGGAGAGGGGCUUCCGCAAGAUCCGCUCCAUCAAGGUUGAGAACGGCGCCUUCGUAGGGUUCGAGUACCCUGAGUACCAGGGUCAGCAGUUUAUUCUGGAGAAGGGAGACUACCCACGCUAUGAAGCCUGGAGUGGAAACAGCGGCUACAGGACAGAGCAUCUGCUGUCCUUCAGACCAAUUAAAUGUGCUAACCACAGUGACAGCAAGGUGACCCUCUACGAGUGCAACGACCUCCAGGGACGCAAGUUCGAGAUCUGCGAUGACUACCCUUCUCUGCAGGCUAUGGGCUGGUGCAGCAAGGAGGUCCCGUCCAUCAAAGUCAAUUCUGGAGCCUGGGUGGCUUACCAGUUCCCUGGUUACCGUGGAUACCAGUAUAUCCUGGAGAGAGACAGGCGUGAGGGAGAGUACAGAAACUACAACGAGUACAGCACCCAGGCCCAUACCCACCAGAUCCAGUCUAUUCGCAGGAUUCAGCAAUAAGUCUCCUCUUAUGUA